AUGCAGGAGAACUCCAAAGAAUAUGAUCCUUUUAAGAUUCCAGCUGACACUAACAUCUCGAUUAAACAUAAAGUAUAGAAUAUAAUGAUUUAAAAGAAAGCCACAAAAUGUGGUACUCCAUUAGCAAAAUCAGAGUUAUGUCCUUGUUGCGGUAGAGAAGUUGAACAAGAAUAAAAAGAAAUUGGGAUUUCUCCUGUCGAUUUAAUUUAUUUAGGUUAAGGCAUCCCUUUGUUUUUUCUGUUUCUUAAGUAGAUGAUUGUAGUGAUACUAAUAAUAUUUGGAAUUAUGGGGAUAUAUUCAUUGAUUACCAAUAGCAUAACUGAUAAUUGUCUAGACAGUAAAAGUGAUCUUUUGACCCUCUAUUAAAAUGGAUUUUGUGAAUAAAAUUGUCCACUUCCUUUAGAUGAAGAGUAUUUGAAAAUAAUUUCAAUUCUAAAAACUGAAGACUGUUAAAUAGUUUGCAAUUAAUUUUCGAAUGUUUGCACGACCAUCUCGUCUACUAAAAUAGCUUUAUCAAACAAAUAGCUGGAUAAGGAUUAUAAGGAAGUUCAAGCAAUCCUCGUAUUGUGUUCUAUUAUUUUAUUUAAAACCAUACAAGUGUUAUUCAGAAGACAUUAAAAAUUAACAUAAGACGAAUUAGAUAGAGGCUUGUUGUCAGCUUCAGAUUUCACAGCAAUGUUGACUAAAUUACCUUAAAAUCAAUAUACUGAAUCAGAAUUAAAGGAAAGCCUUUCAAAUUAUUGUAAGUAAAUUACGUAACUUUAACCUGAUUAAGAAUUUGAGAUAGUUAAAAUCAUAAUUGCCUUCGACAUUUUUGAUUACAUCAACAUCAUAAGAACCAAAACUGAAUUGGAAAAGUAGUACCAAAUUAAUGAAUCAUUUAAAAAUAUUAAUACUCAAUAUCCUCCAUUAGUGACUGCUGAAACCUAAAAGGAGUUAUUGUUACAAAUUUAGAAGAAUGAGGAAGAACUGUCUAAAAUUGAUAAUGAUAUUCAAAAGAAAUAGUUCACAUAAACAACAUAAGUUGCAUUUGUAACCUUUUAAACAAAAAAAUGUAUUGAACAUAAAUAUUAACUUAGAAUUGGAAACCAUCGUUGAAUACACUAAAUUAACUACCUGGGAACUAGUCUUGACAUCUAUUUUAAAUGUUUUUGGAAAGACCCUUAACAAAGGUUUUUACUUUAAAGAUAAGCUAAUAUAAAUAACUAGAGCUCCUGAACCAGAUGAUGUGUUUUGGGAGAAUUGCGGAUAUAGUUUAAAGUACAAAAUAAAGCAAAGAACAUUAAGUUGGCUCAUCACAUUAGUGUUAUUAGUGUCUUCAUUUUUUAUUCUAUUUGGAUUAGAUUAUGUUUAAAAUAACUAUCUGAAAGAUCAAAACAUUAAUUAUGUUCUAUUGACAAUCAUUUCGUUGAUAAUUUCAUUGAUAAUUUUAAUAAUUAAUGCAAUGAUUUAUUUUAGCAUAACAAUUUUGGCUAAAAAAGAGAAGCAUUACACAAAAACUCAUUAUGAUGUUUCAGUUGCAACUAAAUUAAUCUAUGUUUAAUUUGUAAACUCAGGAUUGCUAAUUAUGGCAACAAAUAUCUUAGUUUAGGGAUUGUCAACUCGAAAUGACUUGGAUAAAGAUAUUGAAUUACAAAGCUUGGCAUUCAGUAGACCAGGAGGAGUAGCAUAGGAUGCAUUUAUCAUUACUUUAAUUAAUGCACUAAUAACUCCUUUAACUUCAUUUUUUGAUAUAUUCUAUUUGAGAAAACUAAUCUAGCAAAGAAAUUUGGAGAAAAGUGCAACCAAUACAAUCACUUAAACAGAGGCGAACACAAUUUUCGAAGGACCGCAAGUUUUAUUAUAUGAUAACUAUGCAUACGUUUGUAAGACGGUUUGGAUUACGUUGUUUUUUGCUCCUUUGGUGCCUAUUUCUUUAUUAUUUUGUAUAUGUGGUUUGUUUUUAUAUUAUUGGAUCUAGAAAUACCUACUUUUAAGAAGAAAAUGUCGACCUCCACUACAAAGCAGUCAUUUGAACAGUGAAAUGUGCAAUAUUAUUAAUUUCAGUCCCAUCUUAUUAGCUGCAGGAUAAUUGUGGGUAGAUUUUGUAUUUGAAUCAAAUGCAACAACCAAGAUCGUAAAUUUUGUUUCAAUUGGUUUCUCUGGAUUAGAAUUCUUUUUCCCUUUUGAAAAGAUAGCUAAAAAGUUUUUGACUUGGCCAGAAGAUCCAAAUGAAUUAAGUAAAUACUCUGAGAAAUGGCAUGAAUUGCCAACAGAUUACGAUAGAAUAAAUCCAAUAACUAGAUAAUAAGCAAUAUAAAAUUAUGUAAAAUUUAAGUAAUCGGUCGAUAAUAAAGGAAACAAUUAAAAUAGUCAAUAAAAUGAUCAUGUUUUGUAAGCAUUAAGGUAGUAUGCAUUUGAAGGAGGAGAAUACAAAUUCAAAUCUCAAUUUAUUCAUAAAUUGAAAGCGGUCGCGAAUUUAUAAACUAAUAAACAAACCAAUAAUAUUCCUAUUGAAAUGCAACCUAAAUCUACCAAUUAAUUCUUAUAGCAAGAAGAUAAGACGGCAUUGCUUGGAUAAUAAUAAUACAUCUCGCAAAUUUAAAGGAUGCAAUAAUAAAUUGAGCAACCUAAUUAAAAUCAAAACAAUUAUCCUGUAUAUCCACCAUAAUAAUAAUUAUAUUCAUAUGAUCAGAAUAAUUAGCAGUAGCCAUACUAUCAAUCCAAUCAAUAACAAUAAUAUUAUCAACCUUAUUAGCAAAAUUAAUUUCAAAAUGCUUAAAUGCCCUACUAUAAUCAAGAUCCUCGAAUGUAUCAAUAAUAGCCUGGACAAAAUCCACAAUAGCCUGGACAAUAUCCAUAUUAAUAAUAUCCAAAUAACUAAUAUCAGUAUUGA
Molecule: messenger RNA, 2875 nt
Organism: Paramecium octaurelia
Lineage: Eukaryota; Ciliophora; Oligohymenophorea; Peniculida; Parameciidae
Source: the annotation of a GenBank genome assembly